UCCGCUGCCUCGCGAGCGCUCGGUAGAGUGUCAAACACGUUCACGCGCCACCGGAGUCGGCUUCCGUCUUCUGCGUGCGGAUAGAUCACAGGACUGGAUUAAUCGUCUGGCAUUAUUGUUCUGUAGUGUGGUCAUUAGACUGCAUUAACUUCAUUUCACGCGGACCUUCAGCAAGUUCCAGGAUACAAAAUGAUUCUUACUACUCUCUUCAAUAAACAGAAUGGAUGGAGCUGAGACUCCUGCUUAUGAUGAUUAAGCCAUCGGAAUAAGAAAACCGAGACUAUAUAAAGUGCGUCUGUUGAAGGAAUUAACAGCUACCGUGAUGCUUGGAGAGCAAAGAGAUGCAGCCUGUUGUGGAGAACAUGUUGCUAAGCCUAUCUGAAGUGAGACUAUAAAUCGUCAAGGUUGGACAGCAGCCAUGGGGAAAGAGCAGGACCUCCUGCUGGCUGUGAAGAACAAAGAUCUUCUCACUGCUCAAAAACUUCUUGCCAAGAUCAAGGCCAACCGAAAUAAGUUACUGAGCUCGACAAAGAAACUGAACAUCAACUACCAGGACACAGAUGGGUUUUCGGCUCUGCACCACGCGGCUCUCACAGGGACCACGGACCUGCUGUCUCUGCUCCUGGACGCUCAGGCUACAGUGGACAUCAAAGACCGCAAUGGAAUGCGUCCGCUCCACUACGCUGCCUGGCAGGGAAAAGCCGACUCGGUGCUGAUGCUACUGAGAGCCGGAGCUUCUGUUAACGGAGCGUCACAGGAUGGACAAAUCCCUCUUCACCUGGCCGCCCAGUACGGACACUACGACGUGUCUGAGAUGCUUCUCCAGCACCAGUCCAACGCCUGUACGGUCAACAAGGCCAAGAAGACCCCACUGGACCUGGCCUGUGAGUUUGGCAGGCUAAAGGUGGUGCAGCUCCUGUUGAGCAGUAACAUGGUGGUGGCUCUGCUGGAGGGCAACGGGAGAGACAACACCCCCCUGCACCUCGCCGCCCGCAACGGCCACAAAGACAUCAUCAGGCUGCUCCUGAAAGCCGGAAUCGAUAUCAACAGAACCACCAAGGCUGGAACGGCGCUUCACGAGGCAGCACUCUACGGCAAAACCGAUGCGGUCAAGCUGCUACUGGAUGCCGGGAUUGACGUGAACAUCAGGAACACGUAUAACCAAACGGCCCUCGACAUUGUGAACCAGUUCACCACUUCCCACGCCAGCAAAGACAUCAAACAACUGCUCCGAGAAGCCUCGGGAGCAAUGCAGGUGAGAGCACUAAAGGACUACUGGAACCUCCAUGACCCUACAGCUCUGAACAUACGGGCCGGAGACGUCAUCAUGGUUUUGGAGCAGCACGUAGACGGACGUUGGAAAGGACACAUCCAUGACAGUCAGAGAGGCAUGGACCGGGUGGGAUACUUCCCUCCGUCCAUCGUGGAGGUCAUAACCCGGAGAUCAGGGGGCUUCCUCUCUCGCCAGGCCUCACUGCCCACCCAAAGACAUCACACCCUAACCAGAGCUCCGGCCCAGUGCGGCCCUCUCUCCGCCCCCCACACCGACGAUUCAUACACCCUGUAUUCACCCACUCAUCCCAACUCACCACGCCAAAACGGCCUGAACCAGCACCCAGGUUCUCCUCCCUCCAGUCCCAGUGCCUUGUGUAUUCCAGCUAGUACCAAAGAGCCAGAGGAUAUUUGGGUCCUCAGGAGCUCUUUCAUUGGAGACAGGAGCAGUGUUGGGAGCGCAGGCAGUGUCGGAAGCAGUCGUAGCGCGGGCAGCGGACAGAGCACUGAGGGCAAUUUUACCCACAAUGCACAGUAUCACCCCAUCACCAAUGCACAGGACGUCAACAAGGUCUCGCCCUCUGGUGGUGAAGUGGUAGAACAGCCUGGCCUGGCCUCUGACGUCAUUAACCCAGAGCCUGCAGGUCGCAGGCCAGAUCAAAACAGCUCCAGACCUGGUGAACAAGCUGGCAGGCCACAUGUUAUCCAUCCAGAGCAGCUACUGGAGGGCAGGGAUGCUGAGGCCAUCUUCCAGUGGCUGCAUGAAUUUCAUCUGGAGCAGUACACUACAAACUUCCUCACAGCUGGUUAUGAUGUGCCUACCAUUAGCAGAAUGACUCCUGAGGAUCUCACAGCUAUUGGUGUGACUAAGCCAGGUCAUCGCAAGAAGAUCUCCACUGAGAUCAGCAAACUGAACAUCCCAGAGUGGCUACCAGACUACAUUCCAGCUGACAUUGGUGAAUGGCUUAGUACCAUUGGACUGUCUCAGUACCAGAAAAGGCUAGCAGAGAAUGGCUACGACUCUGUUAACAUUGUACGAGACAUUACAUGGGAGGAUCUGCAGGAAAUUGGCAUCAAUAAGCUGGGCCACCAGAAAAAGAUGAUGCUUGCAGUAAAGAAGCUUUGUGAUGUGCAGAAGGCUUUGAGAAACCAAGCAGAGGGCAAUGGGACCCUGCAGAGAAGGAGACACCCUCCCACCCUGGAGCUGCUGGCUAUAGAGUCAGCUGACAAUGCCGAUGACCCUUCCUCACCACUUACUCCCAAGAUGCUAACCUUUCAGGAUAGUGAGCUAAGCACUGAGCUGCAGAAUGCUAUGAUUCAGAGUGGCUAUGGUGGCUGCCAGGAAGGGUUUGGUGCCAUGCUAAGUGGAACAACAUCCGUGUCUCUGAGUCAAGAGAGUAUUAGUAUGCGUUCACGGGGCACCGGGCACUCACAGGAAUGGCCUUUGACUGUAACUCCCCACAGCCACUCAAAUGAGAGUUUGGGCAGCUCAGACUGUAGUGCCAUCAAGGAAUGCCCAGUUCUGCCUGCCAAGAUUGCACCACCAUUACCUCUAAAGAAGCAGCAGUCCACGCGUGGCAGCCCACCGAUAACACCAAGCAAGACGGCUCGCUUAGCCUACCCUGCUGCCCAGUCAAGCCCUGGUAUCUCUUCAAAACCGGAUGGUUCCCCCAUCCAGAGAGGAUUUAGCUACCUCCAAAAAAAUUCAGAUCAGUUUUGUACGGCUCAAUCCAGACCCAGUGGUGAGAACUGUCAACCAAAGAAGCGCACACAAAGCCUGUCACGAUAUGCCCUCUCUGAUGGGGAAGGAGAAGAGAAUGACACUCCAGUAUUACCACCAAACCUGGUCUCGUAUGCUACACUCACACGCAAACCUGGCCGUGGUCAAACAAAUGCUUCUGAUAGACAGGUGGGUCGGGCUCAAUCCUUUGUGAUACGUGCCAAGAGAAAGGGGCCACCUCCUCCCCCUCCUAAGCGACUGAGCUCUGCCUCCAGUGGAGGAAAUAGUGGUGGGGUGGAAAUCGAGAGUGCUGGGAGUGUUCGAAUGAUUGCAGCCAGGCUGGAAAAGAGUGGAGACAGCCCCACUAAGACCCCAGGCAGUCCCCCAUUUAAAUCACCCUCACUGGCCACCCAAUCUAAAACUAUAAGCAUUCAAAAAGAGACAACCGGUGAGGUAUCUCUAUGUCAAACAGGUCAUGCAGAGCCCAGUAGAUUAAAGCCUGAGGAGCAAGACCUAAAACUUCAAUCAAGCCAAGAUCCUACACCUUCUGUGUCCCUUCAAGGAAAUUUGUGUGAAAGCAUUCCGUUUGCUCAAGAGGGCAAAGGGACCAUAAAGCAGCGGCCAAGAAUGGAAGUGACUAAAAUGGAUACUGAAGCCAGCUUCCAACCACCGAAACCCUCUCAGCUACCUAAACCAUCCUUAAAAUUACCAGAGUUCAAUCUAAAAGAGUCAGACACUGUCAAGAGAAGGCAUAAACCCAGAGAAAAGGAACUGCAGACCACCAGUGAGGACACAAUCCCGGGAAGGGAGAGUUCCCCAGAGGGUGAGAAGAUCUCAUUCUGCAUGCCAAAUGGUGGACUAAUAGGGAAUCUCACUCCACAGAAACCUCUAACACCCUGUAAACCAACACGGCAAUGUGUUGCACCACCGUUGGCAGUAGGUGGACCUCCUCAAGUUGUACCAGCCAGGAUAGGGCAGGACAUUGCCUUCGGUGGCUCUCCAAUAAGAAGAGAGUUUCCAAGUAUCAGUGGACCCCAGGACCAAAAACAAGAUGAGUUUGUUCACAAACGAAUAGAGCAGACCAGCACUUCCCUGGAGGCAGCCCUUGAAGUGGUGGAGAGAAAUUUAUCACAGAAGGAUCAGAUUGACAGUGGCGUUUACACUGUGAGAUCAGCAGGUAACAUUCUGGAUGACAUCGGGAACAUGUUCGACGAUCUCGCUGACCAACUGGAUGCCAUGUUGGAUUGACCCAAUUUUUUAUAUUGUACUGUUUGUAUACCAUCUUCGAGGGAACGAAGAGCGUUUUUGGCACACUAGAAGAGACGUUGCCAGAUUUUGAUAAAAAAUCUUCAGGUCCUGUCAGUUACUGCUUCUGAGAGGUGCUUUCCUUCGGGAUGGUCAGUACGUCACUGGAUUGAAGACGGCAUGCAGCCAUAGUCUGUGGGCUCGCAGAAAUAUCGGAGGAGUAAGAAUGGGACGAGAAGCGAGCUUAUUUGCUCGGGUGCCACCCUCAGACAAGGUGUGGUGGUUUUGCUCCUGCCAGGACUUGAUAGCACUUACUGUUUACUGUGUCCCAGAUUUGUGAGGAGAAAGAUUUUCAUUUCCUGUUGCACACAGGGGAAAAAGCUAGAGUCUCAUUUCUGCUUGAUUCAGCCCCUAAAGUGCACAUUGCAUCAUAUACUGUAUAAACAGCAUGAUACUUUUAUAUCUAUUCAAAGUUUGCCAGAAUCUUCUUUGAUGAAAGUUUCCAGAUCCCUUCAGAAUACUACCAUCGCUACUAACAAAUUCAUGACAUAUUCCAGUGUUUCAUGCAAAAAAAAAAACCUUACUCUCAUUUUCUAAGCAGCUUUUUGUUUAUCUCAACUGCUAUGAUAAUACUCUCUGACACUGCUAUAUGAUUUUCAGUGUUAUGUUGGUGGUACACUAACGCAGUGCAACUCAUCACCAUAGCAACACUAACAAAUGGCUAAACUCUAAUAACUGCCUAGAAAUAUGCUAUAAUGUAAAGACACCAUAAACCACCAUCAUUUCUAGAGUAGCAUGUCUACCAUAAAAGCACUAAAAAAUGACCGUAACUUCCCAGAGAAAUAGCAAAAUGUCCAUAAUUUAAAAUCAAAUAAAACUCCUGCCUUAAAAAUGUGUCAAUUGCAAUGAUGCAAAAAUGAUAAUAUUAGUUCACUGUACCUGCUUGAGGCAAAUAACUAUAUUUUUUAAAAGAUAUCAAGUACCAAAGCUGAGGAUCUGCUAACAUGUGAGUAACGUGAUCUGUAUCUGUAAGUGCUGAGAUUUUUAAAAGCACACAAACUCUAUGGACCAAAUUUGUCAGACACUGACUGCAGAAUUAGGACCAAUGCUUUAUUUGCACAAUUAUUGGUACCCCUUAAUAUGAAACCUGCAUUCCGAUGCAUUCAUAACACAUCAUAUAGCAUGCAUGAUACCUUAUAAUGCCAACAAUUAUUCAUUAAUGAAAGCAUAACACGCAUUUAUACACCUUUAUAUCGGGCAUUAUAACGUAUUAUGGAUGCUGUCUAACAUAUGGCAUUUAAUAAAUGUGUUUAUAAUGCAAAAUGAAUACAUGAUUCAUCAUAAGUGUUACCCAACUAUCUAUAUAAAAAAUUAUUGUAAAUACAAUCACAAUAUAAUAAAGAAACAGCACAUUCAUAUGACCCUCCGAUUCCCAGUAUGAGUUGUUGAUAGUGUUAAUAAUGAAUAGUCCUAGUUUUGUACAGCAAGAGAAAGUAUCACAGCGUUGAAUGCAUGUAUAGUGUUUCUGUUUGAAACUUGGUGCCGAUAAAAAGCGGAAUUUUAAUUGUAAAAUCUUUAAAUCUUAAUUUCAUUCAGGGCCAUAUUCAGAGCUGAGUGGAUUUAAUAUUUAAUUGUUUCCAACAUGUGCUGGAUCAAGUGCUAUUUUAAUACAAGCUGCUGAAUAAUGAGGGUGAAAGUUGGACUAAACCCAAUUUAUGGUAAAAGUGUUAAUUACACCAGGACUAGGACUACUCAUGCAGCGACAUAUUAAUAAAAUACUAGACAUUC
Hemibagrus wyckioides is the source of this 6025-nucleotide messenger RNA. RefSeq names its product CASK interacting protein 2 (gene caskin2a). NCBI's taxonomy places the organism in Eukaryota, Metazoa, Chordata, Actinopteri, Siluriformes, Bagridae. The record is from RefSeq and is a predicted model, not a curated record. Bases 419 to 4240 code for a protein of 1273 amino acids. The transcript has 22 exons. Gene Ontology annotation, molecular function: protein binding.